Diaporthe amygdali is the source of this 4071-nucleotide messenger RNA. RefSeq lists its product as uncharacterized. Lineage: Eukaryota; Fungi; Ascomycota; Sordariomycetes; Diaporthales; Diaporthaceae. Bases 1 to 4071 code for a protein of 1356 amino acids. The record is from RefSeq and is a predicted model, not a curated record. The transcript is spliced from 9 exons.
AUGGAGUCUCAUGUUCAGCCCAGAACCAUCCGUUGGGCUCCUCUCCUCCCCAGGGCGGCCGUCUAUGAUCGGCAUUCUACUGCUCACGCAGCCGGGCCGGCGAUUGUAUCUAGCAGCUCGAGAGCGCAGACCGGGACCCGUGAGACGCAAGACCCCUCAAGAUACGAUUCUCCUGACUCUUCCUCAAUCGGAAAAUAUCAUUCAGAUGUUCCCAUGGAAGAGAAAUUACCUCAGGCCGCCAAUCUAUCCGAAUCUACAACGAGUGCGCCAUCAACAGCACCAUCCACAGACAACGCAAGUGAGCCUCAUACUAGUACAUCAUCCGCGAGUCCGCCGACCCCUAUCUUACAAGGUCGAGGUUUGGACGGCGACAUCUGUACGAUUGAGACACGACCCAUGUCGGGCUCAACCUCAGCCGUUGAAGUCAUCGAAAUUUGUGAAGGCACCUUCGUUGCUGUCACGCAAGAGCCCGGCAACGAAGACAAAUUGCAAUGGCGCACCCUAAGCAAACGUAUCCAUAUGGCGUUUGCGAAGACUUGCCGAAGAUAUCCAAACUUGUCUCUGCAGUUCAAGCUCGCCGGCCCAUCAGCAGACCAUGUACAGCCCGUGAUAUUCUUUAUCUGCCCUCCAGAAACACAGAAACAGGUGCGGAAGUUCUUGAAAAAACAGAAGUGGCUCUCUGAAGCGGAAUGUGGCUACAAGAACAUGAUCGUAGAUGGCACUUUCCUACGAGUCGCAUUGGACGGAGAAGGUGGACUUGAUGGAGGCUUGUUCAUUCGCGCGGAUAUGGGCGACGUACACACGCUGUGUGGGAAGCUGGGCAGACUCGAGGGAGCUUUGAGCCCCACUGGGUCAGCCUCGCGUUUCACCAUUGGAGGAGUAGUGGUUGUCAAUGACACACUUUGCUGCCUGACCACGGGUCAUGUCCUAUUCGACGGACACGAUACAUCUGGGAUGGCGAGUUCGGAUGACGAGGGAGAGACUGAAGAUGAAGAGAGACGACAGGGCCCGGUCGGUACUGACCACCUGUCACCCCCCUCGCGAACAUAUUCUCAUCCGGAGGAUCAGAAAAGCCAUGAAGACGGCGUGGCACAUAGCCGGGUGUCACAGGAGACAAGAAUCGGAAGACUUCUGACGACAAGCAACUGGAAGAGAGGGAUAAUGGCGUCGAAUGAAGACUGGUCCUUGAUCCAGCUUGAUGCUAUGCGCAGUACCGAUGAAUGGAUUGUGAAUCGAUUUCAGUAUCCAGGAACAGAGUUUCAGAAUCCGCUCAAAGUCACGAUCGACAAGUUGGCUCGCACCGAGGAUGAGGUGACGGAAGCGGAAGUCAUCGUUCUCGGAGGGUGUACUGGACUACAAAAAGGCCGGCUUAAUACAACUGCGGUCCAGCUGUAUCUAGACAACGCAACUUUUGAGGCUAGAGAGAUCGUCACUGAUGAGCCUCUAAGAAUGGGCGACUCGGGCUCUUGGGUUGUGCAAGGAUCGACACUUCUAGGCCAUGUGUUCGCCGUUCAGGACGGGACGCCAUGGUCCUACAUGAUUCCGAUCGCUCAGGUCGUAGAUGACAUUCAAAAGAGUCUCCUCACCUGCAACAUAAAGCUUCCAACCCUGGAUGAUCAAUUCAAAGUUUCUUCACUUUGUCCCGAAGUCAGGCGUAGUCACGCUAGCCUCGUGGCAUUUGGCGUCAAUACGGACACAUCGCUCGAACAUACUUAUGCGGAGGACCCGGUGUUGUUCGGUGACGAUGUAGGCUCGAUUUCCUCGUCAAAUGAAGGCUUCGAGUCCCCCAAUUACAGCGAUCACAGCAUCAAGGCAUCGACCGUACCCACCAGCUACAUUUUUAGAAAACCUGAUCCCGACGAAUACAAAAACACUCGGUUUGUCCCGUUUUCCAGCGAUUUCAUAUACCGCAGAGAAUAUUUGCGUGAUGAGACCCUGACGAGAGCGCGCCCGCCGGGCGGAAAAGUUCCCUAUAUUGAGCUGAAUGCUGUACUGGAAGAGAUCCAGCCACCCAACGUCAUGCUAGAACGCCUGAUUAGAAACGACGCCAGUAUUCUAUUGGACUUCGGCAAUCCGAUCAAUUACAACGUCAAAACAACCAAACUUACUCUCGUUAGUCCAUCGGCAAAUAGGGCUCUGCGCCAUGUUGUUCGUUGGGACCCGUCAGUCAACCAGAGGUGGAGACAAAUAGUGGUCACAGAGCCAUACGCGGUCCUUGUCCACCACUUUCCUCAACUCACUGCGUACGCCGCGGAGCUUCGGGGCAUGCACAUGGCUGACAGGUCCAAACUUCAAGAUUCCGGAUCGGGAAAACACUCGACAUCUGCCAAACCUCAAAAUCAUCCCCAACACGAGGAUGUCGAAGCACUCAUCGACUUCACUCAGCGCUUCAUUCACGCAUCAAAUGUCACAACUGAGUAUUCCCGGCACGAACGAAACACUUGCACCUUUGGCAAGUUAUGGCUGCUUUUCCAUCCCGGAAUGACAGUGUAUGCCAGAGGUGACCAUCCCAGAGGAUUGGCUGCGUACGUCAUCAACGUCGUGGAUACCGACCCCUCAAUUCUUAGACAAUCAUACGGAAAUGGCAGACCAUACCUGAUACAUAUGUGGAGACUCAAUUACGAUACACGUUAUGUAAUUAGACAAAUGUGCACUGUGGCGAUCAAUUACUUCGACGGGGAACGAGACAUCACCGAUUUGAAGGUGUUCCCUUGCGAGUACCUCGACAGAGCCGACAGCGGGAAGACUCGUCGUAAACUCGAAGAACAGGGUCGAAGGUGGUAUCGACUUCUGCGCAACGGAGCCACGUAUUACGACGGCAAAUUACCCGCAAAACCUGACCUGCAUUACGAGGGCCCAGUCGUUGUGGAUAGGGGGGCCAUCCAAAACGGUCUGGCGAAGCUCAACGACCUAAUUUUCGUCCCAUUCAAAGACGAACCGGAAUUUGUGCAUGAAGAGAGAAAACAGCUACAGCAGUCGGAAAGCUUAGAAUGGAAUAUACCAGGUUUCCCGUGGGCUUGCUAUGGCCCGUUGGACCCAGAAAAGAUCGAGAACUUGGAGCUAUCUGACGACCAAGCAGAGGGAAAGGGGCAUCGGUAUCUCCUCUGUACUCCGUACCUACCUGGAUUUUUGAUCAAGCAGAAGGAUUGGGCGUGGAUUGAUGUGAAUUAUUGUUCUCUGCCCAAGAUGAAUUCUUCUGCAAUCGAUCGUCUAUUGCAGCCCGAUAGCACAAAGGACAUUAUUUGGAUGUUGGUUGAAGGUUUCAAACAAUUUGCCCCACCAGCCUCGCAGGAUUCUCGGCAACGAAAGCGAUCAGGAAGCAUCACAAUCCUGCUUCACGGAAACUCAGGUAUUGGGAAAAGAUAUACCGCAGAAUGCUUGGCGGAGGCGGAGGGCAAGGUUUUGAUGACGAUACACCCUGGAGAACUUGGCAGUGAUGCCAAAAGUGUUAGGAGUCUACUGUCAUCGUGGCUUCAAUUGGCACAGACUUCUGAUGCAAUUGUUCUUGUUCCUGCAGCGGACCCUUUCGUGCAGCAGGGCCCGAUGGGUGAAAGAAGCGAUAUCAUUUCCGUGUUUUGGGCAUGUCUCGAAGCGCACGAGGGGAUAGUGAUCCUGACAACAAGCCAUGCGGUCAAGUUUGACGAAGUCGCCGCCUCGCGAAUCACCUUACCUAUCCAUUACGGCCCAUUUGAUAGCAAAACCCGCCAAAAAGUCGGAAUUCAACUAAUGCGACGUUUGGAGGAAGACAACGGAUCUUUAAGCAUAACAGUGAAAGCUGAGGAAUUGUGGAAAUCCACUUUGCAGAAGGUAAUGUGGAACGGCCACGAGAUUAAAAGCGUCCUCGAGAACGCAGUAGCCAUGGCUCGCAAUGGCCAUCAAAUUGGCCGUGACGAAUCGCGGGGUUCUAUUCCGGGGUCCUCAGACCGCCUGGUUCUCGCUGCUAAAGACCUCGAGGCCAUUGUACAGUCAAAAAUGGCCUUUGAGGAAUAUGUCGCAAGAUCCUCACAUUCCGAAUCCGUCAUCCUCGCCGAUAAGCGCGCAUACCUAGGCCACACCGUUGACCCGCAAUGA